AUGAAUGUAGUCAAGACUGCUGCUUAUUCAACAAUGGAGAAUUACACAUUUGCAAACAACUAUACUACAGGAGAAGAAUCAAAUGAAAAUGGAAUUACAGAGGCGACUAGAUACGUAUUUAUAUGUUUCAUGGUUCUUAUAAUUGUAGUUGGAAUUCCAGGAAAUACCAUUGUAGUUGCCGUACUUUCAAAGCUUCGUGAAAGAACGAGCACAGAUUACUUCGUUUUAGCUAUGUCGGGCAUCGACUUGUUCUCUGCAACUGUCAAUACUAUAUGUUACAUCAUACGCUACGAACCAAGCAUUUGGAUUUAUUUGGCAUCAAACACAUUUUGCCGCUUGCAUCUUUUUUCAUUAGGUUUGGCAAACAUAUGUACAACAAUGCUGUUUUCGGCAAUUGCGUUUGAUCGUCUGAGAUUGACAAGAAGUACUUCGACCAGACCUCUACCAUCGGAUUCAGAAAAUGCAAAACGUAUUACUUUCGGAAUAGUUAUUUUAAGUUUUGUUUUUAGCAUAGCGUUCCCUCUGACCACAACUUUUGAUUCAACUACUUUAUCGUGCACACGUCUGGAUGGUCAUGAAACAAUAAUUUUACAUAGCAUCUUAGUACUCAUUUAUGCAUUUUUGUUUGUAGCUGUUAUCGUCUGCUACACAAGGAUCGUGAUUAUACUAAGACAUCAUCAUAGAAGAAUACGCGACAUGAACACGAAUACCACUGACCAAAAAGCAGACAGAAGUAAAUUUACCUGGACUAAGAAGUCAAAAAUUGAACCUAUUAAUGCUCAUCAGAAUAAGCCGAGCACAUCAAAAGGAAUAUCAAGGUAUACUAGAAAAUUGGAGGGUCAAGGGACUUUGCCACGGAAAGAAUCGAUGCAAAAACAUGCGCAAAACAUGAAUAUUUCCGCUGCAACAAAAGACCCGAAAACCGACACUACACACCAUGUUUUAAACAUGGUCGACAGUAGAGCGAAAGGCACCAACUUUACUGUUUCAUUUAGAAAUAAUAUCGUCAGUAUUGAUGAACAAACGCAAAGAAAGAACACCUGUUUCAGAGAACCCCAACCACCAUACUCUGUACGCCCUGUUAACAGCAUUAUGAGAGACAGAAAACGCAUUAAUCGUACAACACUGAUGAUGUUUAUGAUAACUUUGGUCUAUGUUGGGACUUGGAUUAUUAACUGGGUAGCAUCUAUCUACGGGACUGUUACAGAUUCCCGGAUGACAGGAUUGGUGUUUCUGUCCCUAAAACUGUAUAUGAUCAACAACACCACUAAUCCAGUAUUUUACAUAAUCAUGAGCUCAAAAUUCAAACAGAACGCAAAGGCACUGUUUUGCAAAUAG
Messenger RNA from Mercenaria mercenaria, 1338 nucleotides. RefSeq lists its product as uncharacterized. Gene Ontology annotation, molecular function: G protein-coupled receptor activity. Bases 1 to 1338 code for a protein of 445 amino acids. The record is from RefSeq and is a predicted model, not a curated record. NCBI's taxonomy places the organism in Eukaryota, Metazoa, Mollusca, Bivalvia, Venerida, Veneridae. Gene Ontology annotation, cellular component: membrane. The transcript has a single exon. Gene Ontology annotation, biological process: G protein-coupled receptor signaling pathway.